This is a messenger RNA of Penicillium riverlandense, 1827 nucleotides long. RefSeq names its product flavin-containing monooxygenase. Lineage: Eukaryota; Fungi; Ascomycota; Eurotiomycetes; Eurotiales; Aspergillaceae. Gene Ontology annotation, molecular function: NADP binding; flavin adenine dinucleotide binding; N,N-dimethylaniline monooxygenase activity. The transcript has 5 exons. The record is from RefSeq and is a predicted model, not a curated record. Bases 1 to 1827 code for a protein of 608 amino acids.
AUGGGAGAAUAUCGGCCACCCGACACGUUUCAAAUCGGCAGCAAUAGACCAGGCCCUCAUCCAUCAUCGACAGGCCGCCCCGUGGACCAUCCGGAAUGGCAUCAAACAACGCCCAGCGGAUAUCAGGUGGGAUCAAAUCUGCUGGGUGAGCCCUGGAGUAACGAUCAGCCUUUCAAAGUCAUCGUGAUGGGUGCUGGGGCUGCAGGGAUUGAUUUCCUCCACCAUGCGCCUAAAGCUCUCGCCGGGCUCAACGUUCAGAUCAAGUGCUUCGAGAAAAAUGCCGACGUCGGUGGAACGUGGUACGAGAACCGAUAUCCCGGUUGUGCUUGCGAUGGACCCUCUCCUAGCUACCAGUUCGCCUGGAGACCGAACCCCGACUGGUCGAAGUACUACUGUGGCUCGCCGGAGAUUUGGCAGUAUCUAAAAGGAAUUGUCCUUGACGAAGGGCUAGAUCAAUAUAUCCAGCUGCAGACAAAAAUCGUGAAGGCUUCCUGGGAUGACACAAAGUCGAAGUGGAUCCUCGUCGUCUCCAAUGCCACGAAACAGUGGGAGGAGGAGUGUGAUGUGUUCCUGAACGGCACUGGAUUUCUCAAUCAUUGGAAAUGGCCCAAUAUUGCUGGCAUAGACACUUUCAAGGGCCGUCUGUUCCAUACGGCGGCAUACGAGGAAGGAUAUGAUCUAAAAGGAAAGCGAGUUGCUGUUAUCGGGAGUGGAUCCUCGGGAGUCCAGGUUGUCGCAUCGAUAUAUCCUGAAGUAUCAAAGCUUUACACUUGGGUGCGCAGUCCGACGUGGAUCACCGCGGGCUUUGCACAGAAGUUCGCUGGCCCUGACGGAGCCAAUUUAGAGUAUUCUGAAGAACAAAAGGCAGAAUGGCGCCGGCAUCCUGAAAAAUAUCGCGAGUAUCGCAAGGUCAUCGAGGAUGAGAUCAACCUUCGCUUUAAGGGUGUAUUGAGGAACACAGCUGAGUCCCAUAAUGGAAAUGAGUUCUCUUAUAAAGAAAUGUACCGCAAGCUGAAUGGAGACCCCCGCCUGGUGGACAAGAUCAUUCCCAAAGACUUCAACGUGGGCUGUCGACGACCAACGCCGGGCAAUGGCUACCUAGAGGCACUGGUCGGUGAGAAGACCACUACCUUUACGGAGACCAUUUCUUGCAUCACGCCGAAGGGUUUCAAGGACCAUACCGGUCAAGAAUACGAGUGUGAUGUAAUUAUUUGUGCUACGGGUUUCGAUACUUCUUUCCGACCUCGUUUCCCCGUUGUCGGUAUUAACGGAGUGAGCCUUGCCGAGCGUUGGGAGAAAGUACCGGAGAGCUACAUGGGUAUUGCAGCGCCCAGCAUGCCCAACUAUUUCAUGUUCACAGGGCCUUUCACUCCCGUGGCACAGGGAGCUAUCCUGCCAAUCCUCACCUCGAUGAGUAAUUACUUCUUGAAGGUCAUCGAGAAGAUGUACAAACAACAUAUUCGCCGGAUGACGCCAAAGGAAUCCGUUAUUGAAGAUUUUAUGGACCAUAGCCGUGCCUAUCUUCAAAGGACGUGCUGGGCGGACCCGUGCAAGAGCUGGUUCAAGCAGGGCAAGGCUGACGGUCCAAUUGUGAUGUGGCCAGGAUCUCGACUGUUGUUUUUCGAAGCUGUCAAGGACCCCCAGUGGGAAGAUUACGAGAUUGAAUAUCGGUCAGGCAAUCGCUUCGGGUUUUUUGGCAGUGGAUUUGUGCCGUAUGAGUUUGGAGCCGCGGGAGAGAGCUCUCCAUAUCUCAAUGGUGACUUUGUGCAUGCUCUCCCUAGGAAAGAGGUCGAAGAAAGAAUUGCGAAGAGCAGGGCCGGUCAGUGA